AUGUUUCGCUCUACUGCUCUGUUGACUUGCACAUUCUUCGCCAUUGCCUAUGGCCAACAGAUUGGGACACUUCUUGCUGAAAAUCAUCCUCCUUUGACCUGGCAGGAAUGUACGUCUUCAGGCUGCACGACGCAAUCAUCCUCAGUUGUUUUGGAUGGGAACUGGCGCUACCUACAUCAGACAUCGAGUUCGACUAAUUGCUAUGAGGGCAACACUUGGGACACUGCUCUCUGCCCAGAUCCCACCACUUGUGCUAAUAACUGUGCCCUCGAUGGUGCUGACUACCAAGGAACAUAUGGUGUCACGACCAAUGGCGACUCUCUCACUCUCAAAUUCGUGACUACUUCUCAACAGAAGAACGUUGGCUCUCGCUUGUAUUUGAUGGCUCCGGGAAGCAAAACCGAAUAUCAGACAUUCAAGUUGGUCAAUCAAGAGUUCAGUUUUGAUGUGGAUGUUUCUCAGCUCCCCUGUGGCUUGAACGGUGCCCUUUAUUUCUCACAGAUGGAUGCAGACGGUGGUAUGGCCCGAUUCUCUACUAACAAAGCUGGUGCUCAGUAUGGAACCGGCUACUGCGACUCCCAAUGUCCACACGAUAUUAAGUUUAUCGACGGCCUGGCUAAUAUCGUUGACUGGACUCCAUCUACCAACAAUCCUAACACUGGAACUAGGAAUACCGGCUCUUGCUGUGCUGAGAUGGACGUCUGGGAAGCGAACUCGAUGUCCGCUGCUGUAACUCCUCAUCCUUGCACCGUCACACAACAAACAGCGUGCACAGGCUCUACAUGCUCUUCCCCCAAUUCGACUGCAGGUGUUUGUGACCAGGCGGGCUGUGACUUCAACUCAUUCCGCCUCGGAGACACAACCUUCUAUGGUCCAGGCCAGACUGUCGACACCACAAAGCCAUUCACUGUUGUCACGCAAUUCGUUUCCUCGAACAACCAGAGUACUGGCACUCUUUCUGCAAUCCGUCGUCUCUAUGUUCAAAACGGAAAGGUCAUUCAAAACUCGGAGACGAAUAUUCCAGGAAUUACCGCCACAAAUGAAAUUGACGCCACCUUCUGCGAACAGCAGAAAGUUGCUUUUGGUGAUACCGACACCUUUGAUUCCAAAGGCGGCUUGAGCGGAAUGGGAAAAGCUAUGUCCGCUGGUAUGGUGCUCGUGCUCAGCCUCUGGGACGACUACGCCGUGAACAUGCUCUGGCUUGACAGCGAUUUCCCCACGAACGGAGGCACCAAGCCUGGAGUUGCUCGCGGCUCUUGCGCUGUUUCAUCUGGGGUUCCUGCUACUGUGGAAGCUCAAUCUCCAAAUGCCCAAGUCAUAUAUUCCAACAUUAAAUUUGGUGCAAUUGGGACCACUUUUACUGCAUAG
Messenger RNA from Lentinula edodes (shiitake mushroom), 1368 nucleotides. RefSeq names its product cellobiohydrolase I-II. Gene Ontology annotation, molecular function: hydrolase activity, hydrolyzing O-glycosyl compounds. Bases 1 to 1368 code for a protein of 455 amino acids. Gene Ontology annotation, biological process: carbohydrate metabolic process. Lineage: Eukaryota; Fungi; Basidiomycota; Agaricomycetes; Agaricales; Omphalotaceae. The record is from RefSeq and is a predicted model, not a curated record. The transcript is spliced from 7 exons.